Lactuca virosa is the source of this 678-nucleotide messenger RNA. Lineage: Eukaryota; Viridiplantae; Streptophyta; Magnoliopsida; Asterales; Asteraceae. The record is from the annotation of a GenBank genome assembly.
AUGAAAAGACUGGAAAAGUGGAUAGACGGAGCACCCAACAGCUCAAAAACGAUAUCACCUGUCCUCGAGAGGUUGGAUAUUUAUUUUUGCCCAAAGAUUAUUUGCUUAGAUGAAUGCCAUCCCCAUCCUCUUGUUUCCUUAGACAUAUCUCAGUGCACAGGUCUGGUGUCCAUUAAGAGCAUACAAGGCCUCACAUCUCUUGAAUGUUUAGAAAUUUUCAUGUGUCCCAGUCUUUCAGAUAUAACCAAUUUACCUAACCAGUGUCAUUCUUUGAAGACUUUGUCUAUUAGCAAUUGUGACAAACUGACCUCCUUGCCUCAUGGAAUGUUCAACUGUUUUGCCUUCUUAAAUAAGUUGACACUUGGUCCGUUCUCAAAGGAGCUCGAUUCUUUCCCGAGUCUCCAAGGCAUCAAGAAGUUAAGUAACCACCUUCAGUCGUUAGAAUUGAGAGGUUGGGAUCAUUGGGAGUUAAUGCCAGAAGAACUACAACACCUCACCUCACUGACUUUGUUAUGCAUAAAUAGAUUCGGAAUAAAAGAACUGCCCAUGUGGUUAACCAACAUGUCAUCUAUCCGAGAAUUGAGGUUCAAUAAUUGCAAGGGGCUAAAUAAAGAAACAGUUAGACGGGGAGCGCCGCGGGAAGCAACUGAUGUCAGACUAAAUUAUGGAAGAGUGUGA